CGGUGAGUUGGCAUAAUCCUAAUGAGAAACAUGCACCUACGAUGUCGCCGUUAAAUAAAUGACUUAAAAGCUGACAAAAUGCCUUGGAUGCUCGUCGCUGCAAUGCUAUGGGCCCUGCCGGCUCUUUGCACCGGACAAACAGGAGAAAUCCUCUCUCCAUCUGGCUACCAUCUAUGUAUGUACAAUCAGACCCGCACUGUGAGUUCCCUGGUCGUGCGAAAGGUUCCUUAUACUGUGACAAAGCCUUGUGGAGGCUGGCUUUCUUGGAUGACAUGUCCAGUGACACUUUACAGAAUAGUUCACCAAACUGAAUACAGCAUGGUGACAGUGCCGGUGACCAGAUGCUGCGAUGGUUACGUACAAGUUGGAAGCUACUGUGCCCUGUCUUUAAACCGGAGCGAGGAGUUCACAAUUAAACCUGGAUCUUGCCCAGCAGCAAAUGGAUCUUAUUCCAGUGGCGAUGACUGUGACUGGGACAUAGACUGUCCAGGCUGGGAAAAAUGCUGCGAGAAAUCAGGUCGCUUUCUCUGCAGUGGCGCUGCAAGUUCAGCUAAUUACGUGGAGAAUGGUGGAUGCCGUUUCAAUGCAACAGUGACCGUGAAGACAGAUUACCAGAAACUGAAAUCCAAAGAUGGAGCUCUUGUCAACCACACAAGAUUAGUCCAAGCAAUGGUAACUGGAGCGCUGCAGUCUGAUCUGCCAGUCUAUUACCUCUCCUCAUGGCCUGUGCAUCCAUAUAGAACUGCCACCUCAAUGCUGAUAGACUGCAUUGAUCUUUCACUGCACAACGUCACAGCCAAGCUCCACGUCCUCCUCAAACACAUACAGGAGGUGUCGGAUGUGACCGUGGAAGAUUUGAAUGAGUGUGCACAUCCUGCUCUUCAUCAGUGCUCUCCUCGGGCGCAAUGUAACAACACAGCAGGGUCCUACCAGUGCGCCUGCCGCACAGGCUAUAUUGAUGUUGACCCCAGCAACCCUGGAACUCAUUGCGCAGCACCAAAUGACAUCACCGUGUCAUCCACCACUGAGGCCCCAGCGUGUUGCCCUUUUUCUGCGAACUCAACUUUACUUCAGACCACAGUCAACAGCACCGUGCGUAGUUUCAUCGCUCCGAGGAACACACACACUGUCCCUUCUACAACUUUUGCUCCAACCACUUCAACUAAGGAGCCGCCUCUGCCAACAACCUCUAUUUCCCUUCCUGGCAUCAUCAACUUACAGUCUGCCAACAUCACUGGGACCUCUUUUUGUGUAUAUUGGUCCAGCCUAACCCCGACACAGCAGACUUACCUGGUGGUUCUCAGUGAAGGGUCAGACAUUAUUGACACGUGGACGACUGAGCAGACCAUGAUGGAAAUAAAGGAACUGCAGCCUGGGGUCUACUACAACGUCACUGUUAAGAUCCACUCAAACGAAAGCCAAGGAGAUGUCCUUUAUAUUGCACUAAAAACUGAAGCUCAAACUCUUGACGCCACUGCUCGAAUUACCAACAUCGCGUUCACUCCUGACCUGCAAAACGCCAGCAGCCGGGCCUACAAAAACCUCACUGCAAGCCUUAAAGAAGAGAUUUACCGCUCACUCAGCCCUGAGCUGAAGGCCAUGGUGAAUUCAAGUGAAGUGAGAAUCGAGAUUAGAAGCUUUUCUCCAGGUAGCGUGGUGGUCAACUUUACCAUGAUCUUCAGCCCCAGUCCAAGCCAGGACAUCACGACUACAUCAACAGCUCUGCUCUAUGCCCUGAUGAACAGCUCCCUAUACACUGUGGAUGAAAACAACACAAGCAUUAAUGAUUUUGAUGAAUGUGUUCCUGGAAUAAAUGACUGUUCCCAGUGGGCUACAUGUACAAACACCUGGGGCUCCUACUCAUGUACUUGUCUAGAUGGAUUUAUGGACACAAAUCCACAAAGACCUGGGAGAGCCUGUCAAGCUUCCUUGGAGACAACGUCAUUACCAUUGACUUCCACAUUAGUACUAGUUAGCACAUCAUCUCAAAUAACUACCUCAACUGAUCCAGCACCAGCUAUUGACACAACUGUAGAGUCAACCACAGCAAUCAACGCUCCUGCAAUUGCCGUCAAUAUCCUACCGGCAACCUCCCCUGCAAUCUCAGCCACCAAUAAUGCACCAACUAAUACCACUAAUACACCAACAAUAACAACCACCAUAGCACCGGCAACUACUACUUGUGCACCAGCAAUGAAUGCAUUGACAAUCACCACCACUGAAUCAACAACUGCAAUGGCACCCGCAUCCGCUUCACCAACAACCACUUCUAUUGCCUCAGUGACCACAACUCCUGCACUAACAACUUAUGUAGCAACAACCCUCUCCAAUGCAUCGGCCAUGAUUGCUUCCACAUCCGCUACACCAACAUCUAAUUCUAUUGCACUAACGGCCACAGCCAGUGAACCAACUACCACCAGUGCGCCAACAAGGAGCACUACUGCAUCAACUCCCACAACCAUUGAAUCAACUACCACCAGUCUACCAACAACAACCACUACUGCACCAGCAACAACCUCUCAUUCAAUGCCAACCACUACAACUGCCAUUGCCGAACACCCAGCCACCAAUGCUAUAAUGAGUUCAGUGCUGGAUGAUAUUUCAGUGGACUGCAAAGUCACUGGCAUCACAGUGACAGUCGCUAGAGACUUUCUAGUUAACAACAACAUCAGGGAGAGCACUCUGUACCUGGGCCAGCAGGAAUGCAGGAACACCGGGGGCAAUGUCAGCCAUGCUCAGCUGACUGUGGAGUGGAAUGACAUGAUGUGUGUCACAAAUUUUGUCCAAAAUGACACCUACUACAUGGCCUCUGUAACCCUGUUCAACACCAUGGAGCCAUACAAUACACCCAACGGAACACUGGAGGCACCCACAUUGCACCUGGAGGUUCCCAUUAUAUGCACGUACAUGAGGAGCAUGCUCAUGUCCCCUGACUUUGGCUCCAUGGGGUACAACCUGAUCAAAGAUGUGAUCACAGGCUCCGGGUUGUUCCAGGUGACGGUGCAGCUGUUGAAUGGUACUGUGCCUUUACCCUACAACUACACUUUAUCACCAGAGGAGGCUGUGGUGGUGCAGGUCAGCAUGAAUACAUCAGCAGACCAGAUCAAAGUGGUCAUCUCCUCGUGCUGGGCCACCCCCACUCCAAAUCCGGCUGACAAUGAACGCUACUUCUUCCUAGACAACAGAUGUGCCCUCAACACGUACACCGACGUGUUGAUGAACGGGAACUCCAGUACAUCUCGCGUGUCUGUGAGGAUAUUCUCCUUCGUCAGUGUCAAUUUGAUAUAUCUGCACUGCCAAGUUCAAAUUUGCAUGCAGAUAGGAUCUGACACCUGCGUUCCCGACUGUGUGCAAAGAACAGCUUGGUCUUCAAACACCAUAGGAAGAGCGUUUGGUUCUAGCGGGCCUUUGCUCAAGUCUGAGGAGGUGCCUCUGGAGGAUAUAAAUGAUCAAAUCCAUCUCAUUGGACUAUCCUGCCUUGGAGUUGCUCUGGUGCUCUUCUUAAUCCUUGGUUUCGCCUGCCUGUUCUACUAUCAAAGGAAUCGCAUUGGACAUUACAACUUCACUGUCAAACCGCAGAACUUCACCUCUAUUGACUUUCAGGCUUAAACCUCCAACUUCAGUUCUUCAUUCCGUUUGAAAAGCUUCACUUCAGGAAUUAUUUCACAGCUAAACUUUACAUUCAUAUGAAACACUAACAGAAUUCUGAGGGAUGGUGAACAUAUAGAAAAUGUUUUGUACAGUGAAAUAUUUUGUAGAUUAUAGAAAGUCUAUUUAUGACCUUGCAAAUGCUUUUUUAAAAACAUUCUAGAGCCCUCUAUACACGUAAUAACACCCCUACAGUCACCUGGUGUUACCCAAUAUAGUAGACAUAAUAACAAAAAAUAAGCCAAAUGAGACUCGUACUCGUGUGUGUUGCUGUAAAU
Molecule: messenger RNA, 3926 nt
Organism: Dunckerocampus dactyliophorus (ringed pipefish)
Lineage: Eukaryota; Metazoa; Chordata; Actinopteri; Syngnathiformes; Syngnathidae
Gene: umodl1
Product: uromodulin-like 1
Exons: 17
Coding region: 79-3609 (1176 amino acids)
Cellular component (GO): extracellular region; cell surface
Molecular function (GO): calcium ion binding; protein binding; peptidase inhibitor activity
Source: RefSeq, a predicted model, not a curated record